Molecule: messenger RNA, 1160 nt
Organism: Pollicipes pollicipes
Lineage: Eukaryota; Metazoa; Arthropoda; Thecostraca; Pollicipedomorpha; Pollicipedidae
Product: putative phosphoserine aminotransferase
Biological process (GO): L-serine biosynthetic process
Cellular component (GO): cytoplasm
Molecular function (GO): O-phospho-L-serine:2-oxoglutarate transaminase activity; pyridoxal phosphate binding
Source: RefSeq, a predicted model, not a curated record
GCACGUGGUCGAAGAAGGCAGCGGCGGAGGCCGGCCGUUUCCUGGACGUGCAGGCGGUGCUGCCUGCCGCGGACCGCUUCCUCGGUAUCGCUCCGGCUGCGCAGUGGAAGCUACGGCCGGACGCCGACUACGUCUACUACUGCGACAACGAGACGGUGGAGGGAGUGGAGUUCCCCAACGUUCCUGGCACAGGCAACGUCCCCCUUGUCGCUGACAUGUCGUCCAACAUCCUCACGCGACCAGUAGAUGUCAGCAAGUUUGGCGUCAUUUUCGCGGGCGCACAGAAGAACAUGGGCCCGGCCGGGACGACGGUUGUGAUAGUGCGUGACGACCUACUGAGCCGCGGCCUCAAGAUGUGCCCUUCCGUGCUGAGCUACAGCGCCAUGGCCAAGGCUGGCUCUCUGCUCAAUACUCCGCCCUGCUUCAACAUAUAUGUGACCGGUAAGGUGCUGGAGUGGGUGGAAGAGCAAGGAGGGGUGUCGGAGAUGACCCUGAGGAGCGACAUCAAAUCCAAGCUGGUCUACAAUACUGCAGACUCUUCCGACGAAUUCUACCUGGCGCCAGUGGCGGUGGAUAGCCGGUCCAGGACCACGGCCCAGCUCAGGCUCGGGGCCGGGGCUGACCUCGAGAAGAAGUUCCUGCAGGAGGCGGAACAGGCAGGCUUCAAGAGCCUGAAGGGACACCGGUCUGUGGGUGGUAUCCGCGUGGCGCUCUACAACGCGCUUACCGUUCCACAAAUCGAGCGCCUGGUGGCGUUCAUGGGCGCCUUCGCCGCCGACAACCGGCAAUAGUCGAGGGGACACCCCGCAGCGCCCGGUGCCGCUGUAAGCGACACACAAGCGGACGCAAGGCGCUGGGCCAGAUUCCUGUCAUCAGCAAGACAACCAAAAGGUUUGCGGUUUAAUGGUUAUACAUGCGUGCUGUAUUUCAAUAUGCCCGCCACAUUUAAGCUGGCUGCGCCCUCACGGAGGGCAGAUGCCUAUGUAUUCACUCCGAGGCCUGGUGUCUACUGUUUUUGGGGCAAUUCUCUAUUGUUUACGUGACAUGUGCCAUUGCUGAAUAAAGGACAGCUAUGGCAAAAUUUUCACAUUUCUGGGUGUGUGCUACCAGCCGCGUGGUUCACACUUGGCAGAGUGAAGACAUUUCCAGCUGCCGCGGCC